Molecule: messenger RNA, 1855 nt
Organism: Ylistrum balloti
Lineage: Eukaryota; Metazoa; Mollusca; Bivalvia; Pectinida; Pectinidae
Product: cis-aconitate decarboxylase-like
Exons: 4
Coding region: 50-1615 (521 amino acids)
Molecular function (GO): lyase activity
Source: RefSeq, a predicted model, not a curated record
GAGAAACAACAAUUUUCACGUGUGUUUAUAUCGGUCUACACGUGAAAGGAUGAUGGGUGCACGUACUACAGUUUUACAGGGAAAAACAGUCCAACUCCUCAGCCGGUCGUAUAAAGAAACAAAACACGUGCAUGAUCGUCAGUAUUCGACAGUAAUCGUUCCGGCAACUGAUGAAGUUAAGCGGCAAUACUCCUUUCAGGUUGUCCCUGCCAAAGAAGUGAACCUCCCUGCUGCAAACCUUACAACAUGGAUGUCAGAGCACAUCUCCAACUUAAGCAUAGCAGAUAUUUCACCUGUGGCAUUAAAGAGGAGUAAACGUAUGAUAUUGGAUAUCAUCGGCGUUGGAAUGAUUGGCUCGAAAACAGAAAUUGCCAACAGUUACCGCGAUUUUGCGGCAUAUACGGAAGGCUUCAAUUCCAAUCACAGAGCCUCUGUUUGGGGAACUGGUGGCUUGAAAGCAUCUACGGCAAUGGCUGCCUAUCUUAAUGGUGCCAGUUGUCACGCCAUGGAUUUUGACGAUACGUGGCACCCUGCCACACAUCCCAGUAGCCCGGUGCUCCCCGCUCUGCUGGCUCUGUCGGACACACUACCAUAUUCUCAGAAGCCUUCGCUGGAGGACAUCUUAGUGGCAUUUAACGUUGGGAUUCAGGUCCAGGGGGCCCUGCUAAAUUGUUCAACUCAGGCUAGGAAUAUCCCACACCGUCUCCAUCCACCAGCGAUAGUGGGAGUUAUGGGAAGCGCUGCCGCCUGCUCCAGAUUGUUGGGUCAUGGUCCUCAGAAAUGUCGUCAUGCGUUAGCUAUUGCCUCUUCAUUCGCUGGAGCUCCUAUGGCGAAUGCCGGUACCACAACAAAACCAUUGCAUUCUGGGAAGUCAGCUCGCUUUGGACUUGAGGCAGCUAUAUUAGCUGAGAAUGGUAUCGAGGGAAACGAAAAUAUUUUAGAUAUGGAUUCUGGCUUUGGGGCAUUCUACGAGGACUACAACCCUGAGAAACUUCUAGACAUGCUCACAGAAACAAAUGACGUCAUUCUGCAUCAUCAGGAUAUUGCACUUAAGCGAUACCCGUGCCAUCUGGGGAUGCACUGGGCUAUUGAUGCGGCAAUGGACGUGAGAGCUCAGCUUGUAUGCCAUUUGGGUGGUUUACACGUCGAUUUUAUCAGAAACGUACACAUUAUCGUUCCUGGUUCCAAGUACAUCAACCGACCAAUACCCACAACCGAACACGAGGCUCGGCAUUCUUUCCAGUUUACUACAUGCUCUGCUUUGUUGGAUGGCGAAGUUGCACCAGAAACGUUCCACUUCAACAACAUAAGGCGGCAACAGCUACACAGUCUUCUCAGAAAAGUUAGUGUCAUUACGCCUGAUGACAACACACCAUCGUUUGACAACAUGUACGUAACUGUUCGUGUCGUGACGAAGGACAACGUGACAUUUGAAAGCACGUGUACCGAACCGUAUGGACAUUGGAGAAAACCGUUAUCAGAUGCCGACGUCGUUAAGAAAUUCCGAAAAAAUACGGAUUUUCUUAACAAAGAAUCUCAAGACAGACUUGUGAAUCUGGUAUUGAGGAUGGAAAAGACGCAAACCGUCACAGAAAUCUCACAACUGUUGCUCUAAGCUAUAAAUAUAAGUAGGCUCUGAAAAGUGCUUUUGUAAACACACAAAACGUGCUAGUAUACCGAACUUGAGAUAUUUGUCUAUAUUUAAAGUGGAUUCAACCCGAAGAGCACGAUAUGAAAGUUUACAGAGGCGGUCAAAAUCUAAGUUGUCUUUUAUUUGUCUUCAACCAUGAAAACUAAAGUGUCUGUUUUAGAAAGUCGCUGAUUCCUUUUAAGGAAAUGAGGACAAGAGAGCUGA